Messenger RNA from [Torrubiella] hemipterigena, 7113 nucleotides. NCBI's taxonomy places the organism in Eukaryota, Fungi, Ascomycota, Sordariomycetes, Hypocreales, Clavicipitaceae. The record is from the annotation of a GenBank genome assembly.
CGGCCACCUCGCAGACGUAUUGUUAUCUUUUUCCUUCUACAAAGCACAAACUCUUUUUUCUUUUUUCAAAGAAAUAAAACGAGUCUUGUUUUUCUUGCUCCGUUUUUGUUGUAUUUGCAUCUUUUGGAUUUUCUCUUUGCAUUUGCAUUUUAUAAGUCGGGUGUUUUGUUGCAUUUCUGCAUGUCACUACCACUACAGCUUCUGCACAUAUAACACCAAAACGAUAGAAUCGCAUACGAGCAUCUUGUCUGGGUCAGCAAUCUAGCAAAAAACAAACAAAUCCAAGACAGCGUACAUACAUCUAUUACUCGAACGAAUACAUUCUACGAGCAUUCACUCAUACGAGUACCAUCGAGCUAUCUACACCCGUUCUACCGACGCAACAUCACCAUGCCGCCACCAAAGGCAAAAACAAACGCUUCCCGCGUCAUCAACCGUUCCCGCUUCUGCGAGGGUUCCAUGAAUGACCGCAUCUCCGCUGCACCGCCCGUCAGCUUCCUGGGCCCUGACGAGCGCACUAGUCUCGAGCAGCCGGUGCCUCUGGCCGAGCUGCGAACCAGCGAAGACGACUCGAGUGCCGGUGCCCGCGAAAAGGAAAAGGAACGACAGACAUUCUCGCGGCGAUCAGGCACAAGGUUGCUUGCUCAGGCGUGGGAGGGCGUCCGUGGAAGACUGCGACUGCGCAAAGAGCAACAACAGAGCCAGCGACAGUCGCAGACGCAGCAGCAACCCCAAAACCUGCAAAUCGAGGAUGAGCGCAUCUUUUCCGCAUGGACAGCUGGCUUCACGAACCCACCGCUCUCAUCACUGGAGAGACCGCAGACGUCGCAUGGCGAUACUCCGUCGGCACGCACACGAAGCCAGCGAGCAGCCAAGAAGGCCUCUCAGCCAAACCUGUCAGCCGCAGCCACUGUUGCUGCCAGCAACGACUCGGGCUACGCUUCGCCAGACGAAGUUCUUGCCAGCUACAAGCAGCUUGUAUCGCAGGGUUUCUUCAAGGCCAACGCCAUCCACUCUACGCGAGUUCCUGCCCCGGGUCCUCCUCCUCGUGUCCCGCCUCCUCCGGCCCCGACGCCCCAGCAGCGCGAGGACUUGCCGCGACGCAAACCACGACCCUCGACUGCAAGCAGCAUCAACACCGACACCCCGCCCAUGUGGCCACUAUCUUUGGCCCCCGUUACACCUACUGUUGUCCGUGUUCCGUCUGCAGUGCGGUCUCCAGCCAGUGCGUCAUCCAGAGGCACGAAGCGAGCUGCGGCGGAUAGCGAUGACGAUGACGAUACCGAUCAUGCUGGCUCUGAUAAGGAGAAUGACGACGGCAAUGAGAUGAUGGAUCAAGUGGGCUCGCCCAACUAUAUCCUUGCCAAGGACAUUGGCCCCAAGCGCAAGCUGAGGAAGAUCAUGUCCAACGACUUCAUGUUCAUGCCCAAGACGCGAGACAGUGCGUCGUCGACAGGGUCCAUGGGUCGUCGUGGCGGCCGCCGCAGCGUCUCUGCCUCGUCGAGCACACUAUCUCAGCGUAACAGGCUGACCAAGCGUGCUCCUACGCCGCAUCGACUUGCAGCAGCCACGGUCGAGACUGGUCGCAGCUGUUCCAAGAAGAGUAGCUCGGACGACGGCAAGCCACUGAGCGUGGUGCCCGAUGCCAAUCGAGGUAUUCCUGCUCUGCCGCCCAAGUUUACGUAUGGCGAGGAUCGCGAGAAUAAUGGGCCGUGGCGAGGUCUUCGCAUUCGCUAGCACUGUGUUAGUAGAGACAACUUACUGGUAAAGGGAGACGGGAGGCGCCGUGUUGCUGCUGCACUCACUGCACGCACACUCAUGUGUUUAUGACUCUUAACGAUAUACUUUGCUUUUUUACCCCUGGUCUGCGGACACAGACGGUCGGUUGUACGGCGAUAUGUCUUUGAUGUGUGUUUUUCUCUAUGGAAAGUCUUUUCAUGUUUUUUGGAACUGUAUAUAACUCGGAGCAUACUACGGAAUGGAUGGAUCGGAUAUAAUGAGAGCUGUUGCAUCUUGAUCAAAUCACAAGUCUUACAUUGUACCUACUGCAAGUGAAUGUGUAUACAAGCUCGACAUCGUAACUACUGCAAGUAACUGUGUAUACAUGCUCGACACAUCACACGAUAGGAGACGAAAUGUUUUUAAAGUACAGCCGCUUGUAGAGCGGCAGAAUUAAUCCUAUAUAUCUACGUAAAGUAAGCCGUGACUCGCUGAUUCCCAAAUCGCAACGAGAGUAAAAGGUAAAAAAAUGCAGACAUGCUGCUCCGAGAGAGGAAUAAAAGACACACAAUGUAGUAAGAAAGAAAAACACAAAACAACCCUAGCACCACCACCCCAGGACACAGAAACCAAAAACGGAUAAAAAUGAAUCAACAAACACGCAGCGUCUAGCAAGAAAGCACUUGCCGCUGCGAGGUACAGGAGAAUCUUUCCCUCCGGUAUACAUGAAGAUGACGAACACAACAGAAACAUAUCAUAUGGAACAGAAUCCAAACCCCGCCCGCUGCAAUAAUACCAAAAAAGUAGGGAGCUACUUUGUUGUUGUUGGUUUUUGUAAAGAAAGGGUACAAAUAGAAUAACACUCAACGCCAUUCUUGUAUAGUUUGGUUACACCUCCACAGCAGGUACAGCUGCUGGUUGCUGGUUCAGCUGCAGGUAGCGGCUAGCCUUUGUGCUGCCAACCUGCACGACGGCGCGGAUCGAUGUCCACACAAAGGGGAACAGACCGGGGAAGUAGCUGUAGAGCAUGGCGCAAAUCAUGACUAGCAGCAGAGGGAUCCAGAUGAAGAAGAGGUUGCGGUCGCUGCUGAUGCCCUUGAGCUUCUGCUCGUGAGCGCGGAGGAACUGCUCCUGCUGCUCUUUGGUAAUCGCGUUCUUGCGACCAAUCAUGAGCAUCUCUGUCUUGGGCUGCUCCGUCUUGGUAGCCACCUUGCUCUUGCUCUUGCUCUUGGUGGUUGUUGACGGUGUAUCGUACAGUGUCGCGCACUUUUGGUCAGCUGCCGCGUCGGCUGCUGCGGCUGCGGCCGAACGCUGCUUCUCAUCAAGAUCCUUUUGAGGGAAGAUUUCGUCGUACGCAGGUGGUGGCGCAGAAACAUUAUUGUUAGUGGUGUUGUUGUUGUUGCUAGCGCCAAUGUACGACGAGAUAUCCCACCAGCGGCUGUCCAUCUUGCCGGGGGCGUCUGGGCUACCUUCGGAACCGUCGUUGGAAGAGUCGGAGGAGCCAGGGCGGGCACCUCUGCGGGGCAUCAGUCGCUGUAUUAACUGGUAGUCGGGCAGGUUGGGCAUUCCCGGAACACGCAUCUGCAUCUGAGGCAACUGUGUCAGGUUCUGUAGGUGCAUCGUCAUGGAUUGCUGCAACUGUUGCAACUGCUGUAGCUGCUGCUGGAACUGGUCCUUAAGAACAGUCGUCAAAGCUGUUGUAGGCGAAGCAGUUGCACUAUCCGUGUCACUCUCUUCAUCCAAAAGCUCGGGUCGGCUCAUCUCCUGAGACAUACCGCUUGGGCGGCGCAUGCUCAGGUAGUUGUUCUCAUCGGGAUCCUCGUCCUCAAAGUCGCCAGAAGUAUAUUCAAGGCUCUCUUCACUCGAAUCCACAGACAGCGGGCCGUCAUGUGUGUUUGCGCGGGCCAAUGGUUCCCAGAGUGAUCGCAAUGAGGUUGCACUGCUGGCGCGGCUGUGAAUCGAGCCGCCGCUGCGGGAUCGAACAUGGCGUUGAGAGCUGCGGAUGGCACGAAGAACACCGCGAGACUGCGUAACGUCCGCUGGGGUCAGGCCAGACAAGCUUCGGAUAGUAGGAUCGGCUCCCGCAAUGAUCAGGCGGCGCACAACCUCGGCGUUGUUCUGGAUAGCAGCCAUGUGCAGCGCCGUGAAGCCACCUUUGUCACGAGCAUCGGGGUUUGAGCCGCGAGCGAGCAGAGCGGCUACAAAGCGGUGGUAUCCCAGCGAGCAUGCAAGAUGAAGCAUGGUGUGGCCGGUUGGUCGACGGAGAUCGAGACGAGUUCGGUGGGUGCUAUCGUCAAGGUCAAUCAGAUCCAGCACCUUAAGAAGUUGUGACUCGAGAUGCUCAUGGUGUUGUUGCUCUUGAGACGCCUGAGUAAAGCCAGCUCCACCACCAUUUUGGCCGCCAGACGAACCGCCGCCAUUGCCUGUCCAGCCUGAGCUGCCGUCGUUCAAAAUUCGGCGUGCCAAGUCACUGACAUCUACCAUUUGUCCAGACAUCUUGUGGCCCAAGACGGACAGCGCAGUUCUGAUGAGCUUAUCCUCGUUAUCGUCAAUGUACUUGAAGGUAGGCGGCGACUUUCCAAGAGGGAAGCUCUGAGGCUGGACGCCCUGGUGCUUGAACGUGACAGCAACGGUGCCCGCGACAGCCGACGGGGGCAAGAGACAUACAAGCGAAGACUCUCCCCAGAAAGUGGUCGUGGUUGCGCGCUGCUCUCCGAACCAAACUUCCAGACCCUGGAAGAAGGCGGCGCCAAGAACAGUGACUUCGAUGCCACCAAUCUUGGGUCCUUCGUUGGGGAUAAUCUUGUGGAUGACUGGUGGCGCUCUCGGUGAGUUGACACCCAUCGGCAUACCAAACAUGGCGUUUGUGCCCAGGGCUUGUGAGAUUUGGGCUUGCGCGGCGGAGUUGCGGAGGCCAUUGGGGCUGGGAGCACGACUAGGGUGUGACGAAGUAGGCGCAGAGUAGAGGUGAGACAUCGCCAGGUUGUCCAUGCUCGUCGAUCUGUUGGGAGCAAACAACGAGGGCUGUUCGUUGUUUGGCGUAGGAGGUCCAUUGCUAAAUGGUGCCUGUCCGUUAGGGCCAAAGAAGGCAUCGGCGGGGAACGCUGAGUGCGGUGAAAAGGGCGAUGCUGCGUUGGAGAUAUGGCUACCGGGGCCUCCUUGCGAUGUAGGAGCUGGAGAGGUAUCGAGACGGGUCAUCUCCAGACCGUUUGGUACUCUUGAGCUACUUCCCUUUCGUCGCUUGGCUGUAGGGCCGCCUUGGCUCGGCGAGUUGGGUCGCGAGAUGGAUCUGCCGUGGAUAUUGCUGUUGCUCAGCGUAGGUGUUGUCUUGCCCGAGGCAACUGAGCUAGCGUAUGAAGCCUGGCUGCUUCGGUGCAGCGACGCAGCGUCGGCGUUUUGUUGCAUAGGGAAUGCGCCGUUCUGCAUGGCAGCGAGGAUGGCGUUGGGGUCCAUGGCAGGACCAGGGUUAGAGGGGAUAGUGGAGGAGGUGACUGUUUCGGACAUGGGAGGUUGAGAGUUGAGCUGCGCCAUGGGGUGCGUCUUGUGGUCAUCAGUAAUCAUGAUCGGGUUAGACAUGGCUUGGGCGAUGACGCGAUCUUGAUGAUCCUUAAUAGUGAAGAUGACAUUGAAGCCCAUCUUCUCACCGUGAUGGCGGCAGUAGCAGGCUAUUCUCAUGGGCGCAUCAAUCUGCAUGGCGCGGUUUGAUCCAGCGGGUUGGCCGUUGGAGUCCAUCACGCCGCUGAGAGGCUGCCACUCCUUCACUUCCUGGGUGUUGAAGACGAUGACUCGGCGCUCCUCAUCCUGGCUCCACAUCUUCUCCUCAUCAGGCUUCUUGAUCUUCUUGCGAGCAGCUCUCUUGCGCUCUCUGGUGAUGCAACCUGAGCAGAUGCGAACCUCACCUCCAUUUUGUCCCGAUCCGUCUUCUUCGUCGGGCAUGGGUGGGUUGCCUUGCGGGGCUACGGAAGCUCUUUGUAGGGCAGCCUUUUUCAAUUCAGGCUGCUCCAUGGCGCUUGUGCACACGAGACUGACGUGCAGCUCGAGUGUGUCGGGCGUCCGCGUUGGAGGGGGCUUUGCCAGGAGCUUAGGUUUUGAGAUUGUGUGAGCGGGGAGAUGCAGCUUGGUGACGCCCGGAGGCAGCGGUGACAAGGUCAUCUUAAUGGGGAUUUGGGUCUCGACUCUCGACUUUAACGGCGUCGGCAGAAUUCGAAGUUCGUAGCCACCGGUAAAGUUGAAGGGUGUGUUGAAGAGGGGCAUUUGCUGCGGGAUGGGCAUCGACUGUGACAAACCGUUGGCGAAUCCGUCAGGCAUGGCGGUGCCGUUGGGCCACAUGUUGUUGGCACUCAUGACUGCAAAGUCGAGACCCAUGUUGGACUGCGGCGAGUUCAAGAAAUUUGUGCUCGGCGAUGAGUUGUGGCUGGCCACUAACGUCGACAUUGGCGAGACUUCUCUGGAAUCUGAUUGUGCCGCCUGUGAGAAUGAAUUGUUAGUACUCAUAGCCUAAGGGUUGAAAUAAAAACAAAUGCUAAUUUUUUAUUUCUUGAAACUUACAGAUUUGUCCUUCUUUUGUGUUUGCUUCUGCUUGUUCGCAAGCUUGGCAUUGUUGGGCGUGUUGUUGGAUUUGAUGGUGGGCAUGGCUGGAGACGGAGCUGUCUGCGCGCUUAGAAGACUCAGCAGACUCGGACGAGUCGUCGUGGUAUGAGUUGGGAGAGUCCGGCAACGGACCCGCCGCGAGCUGCUGGGGGUUUAGGAAGGCCGCUGCGUCCUUGCUGUUGGCGCUGGCGGCGGAUUCUAGGGUCUGGAGGGUGUCGGGGCUAUCGGCAAAGUUGAAAACGUUGGAAGCAGCAAGCUCAUCCUCGGAAAAGUCGUGGAAAUCCGUGUUGGGAUGGAGAGCCCCCGCGAUCAUCGGGCUGCCGUGGCCGGGACCGCUCGCUGAUGUCAUGACCAGCGCAGAGGCGGGCAAUUUGGGUGUUUUUCGCACCCAAAAGCAGGUUUGGUCGCGGCUGGUUGCCUAGACGGCGUUCAAUUCGUGCGAUUCGUGCGGUUGUGCUGCGUUUUGGUGGUUGAGGAAGUCGCAACAGCGGCGGAGUUGGGGGUUGGAAAGCGUUGCAACAGCGCACACACACGGUCGGCGGGUGGUGUUUCGGUGGUUGCAGCAACAGGCGGCGUCGUUGAAAGAAGAAAGAGGAAAACACAAAGAAAAUACGUCCCGCAGCCUUAUUGGAUCCAGUUGAUGGGGUUGACCUUGGGGAUGGCGACGGUCGGGGGACGUGGCAUGCGGUGUUUGAAAGGAAAAGAAGGCCAAGAGGCAAAAACGAUAAGGAGAUGAAUUCUGCACAGCGAGCGCCGCAGUGUACGUAACUGUAGGCGGUACCAAAGCACGCCAGUCUAGGUUGG